Molecule: messenger RNA, 1657 nt
Organism: Phragmites australis (common reed)
Lineage: Eukaryota; Viridiplantae; Streptophyta; Magnoliopsida; Poales; Poaceae
Exons: 1
Coding region: 162-1355 (397 amino acids)
Biological process (GO): regulation of DNA-templated transcription; chloroplast organization
Cellular component (GO): chloroplast
Molecular function (GO): double-stranded DNA binding
Source: RefSeq, a predicted model, not a curated record
UCCAACCGGAGGCCUCCGCAAGCAACAUUGCAAGGCCCUGUGCUAAAAAAAAAAGCGGCUGCUAAAACCCCUGGCUGCGAGAAACAACAGCACGCGCUCCCCACGGUCGCCUCCCCCUGCUCAACACAAUAGUCAUCAACAGUUGCAAUCCACUAGCCCACAUGUUCGCCUCCAUCUGCCGGCGGCGGCUCGCCAUUCCUCUCCUCCCAAUCCUCGCCGCCGGCACGAACCCCAUCCGGUACAGCCCCGGUGCCGUCAUCCUCCCCCACGGCUACUCCUCGACCGCCGUCGCGGCGGCUGCGCCGGACCCCGAGCCCUGCCCCGACACCGUCUCCUACCUGGUCUCCUGCGGCCUCUCCCCGGCCGCCGCCGCCGCCCGCAAAGUCCGCAUCCGGGACACGGACAGGGCCGACGCCGUCCGGGGUCUCCUCCGCGAGUACGGCUUCACCGAGGCGGAGGUCACCCGCACGGUCCGCCAGGACCCGCUGCUCCUCAACUUCGAUCCCGACCGCAUCAUCCGCCCCAAGCUCGAAUUCUUCUUCUCGCUCGGGUUCCAGCCCCGCAUGCUCGCCGCGGAGCCCCACAUCCUGGCGCGCAGCCUCGACAACCACCUCGUCCCCUGCAUCGAGUUCCUCCGCGGCAUCCUCGGCUCCGACGACAACCUCCGGGUCGCCGUCUCCCGCGUGCCCCGCGCGCUCAUGGCCGACCUCGACAACCACAUGCGCCCCGCCGUGGAGGCCUUCCGCCGCCACGGCCUCUCCGUGGAGGCCAUCGCCAAGCUCCUCCUCAUCCACAUGGGCGUCCUCAGGAUCGCACCCGACCGCAUCAGGGAGAUCUUCGAGGACCUCAAGGCGCUCGGCCUGCGCGUCACGGACACGGGCUUCCUCUACGGCAUCCGCGUCAUGUGCAGCCUCAGCAGGGAGACUUGGCUGCGGAAGGUGGCGCUGUACCGGAGCUUCGGGGUCUCCGAGGGCCAGCUGCUCAGGGCGUUCAAGACGCAGCCCACGAUGCUGCUCGUUGCUGACGAGAGCGUGAAGAAGAAGCUCAGGUUCUUCCUGGACGAGCUCAAGUUUGAACUAAGCGACGUAAUGCGGCAGCCAUUGGCUUUGUCGUUGAGCUUGGAGAAGAACAUCAUGCCAAGGUGUGCCGUGCUGAGCUUGCUGAUGAGGGAGGGCAAAAUUGAGCCAAAAACAAAGUUUCUUCCGGCAUUGCUAUGCAAUUCCAAGGUCUUCGCGGAGAGGUUUGUGUUGAAACAUGCUACCGAUUUGCCAAAUGUUGUUAAGGCAUUUGAGGGUAAGAUUAAGUUUGAAGGAUUCGGAGGUCGGGGAUUGAAAUGUUUACUCCCCACCGAAUGACCGAAGCCAAGAGUUCAGUCCUCUGGACUGAAAUCACUCUUCUUGGUUAGGCGGUUAGGCCAUACAAUGCCCAUUGUUAAGGUCAAGGCAUCUUGUAAUUCUAACCUUGUCAUUCAUGGUGAGACAAAACUCCAUUUUUGGGGCCAUGUUUACUGCUAUGGACCUAUGGUUUAUUUUCAGUAUCUUCUACAACUGCAAUGUAGCAGUUUUGACCUCGCGUUUUGUGGUAUAUAUGCGUCCAGAAACAUGGACAUUGUGAUGUUCAGAGGUACUCAAUCUAACAUUUGUGACUUGUCACUUAA